AUGCAGAAAAAUACUACCCCCACACCCGACAUAUCAACAGCUGCCGCCUCCUCAAAAGGAAAGGACAAGGCACCGGCUCAGCCUAGAGGAGUAAUAAAUUGUAUCUCCGGGGGCUACGCUGGAGGAGGACACACAAGCUCAGCCCGAAAACGCACUUACAGAGCCAUGCUAGCAAUAACGGAUGCCCCAAGCCAUCCUCGGCCACUGACGAAUAUUUCAGAAGUAACUUUCAGAUCAACCGACUUUAAUGGUGUCGAUACCAACCUGGACGACCCUGUUGUCAUCUCGAUUCAGCUGGGAGAUCUGAUAGUGAGGAAAGUUUUAUUCGACCCAGGAAGCAGUGCAGAUGUCUUAUUUUUCACCACCUUCCAAAAAAUGAAGCUGAGCAACAAUAUUAUGCAGCCGUACAUGGGAGACCUGGUUGGAUUUUCAGGAGAACGAGUUCCUGUACUGGGAUCAGUGUGGUUACAAACCACACUUGGUGAGCAACCAUUACAUAACACACAGGAUAUUCAGUAUCUCGUAGUCGACUGUUUUAGCCCCUAUAAUGUCAUUUUAGGCAGACCCUUUUUAAAUAAAUUUGCUGCAAUCGUAUCUACUGUUCACCUUUGUGUGAAGUUUCCUGUGCAGGACAAUGUUAUAGCUACAGUUCAUGGAGAUCUCCAGGAAGCACGGCAAUGCUACAACACGAGCUUAAAGCCAUUCAAAAAAGUCGGACAAUCACAUGUCAAUUCCAUAAAGUCCGAACAGAUAACAAUAUCCGAACUUGACCCCCGUGCUGACUUCGAAGAUCGACCUACGCCAAACGAGGAGUUAGCAAAGAUUACUCUAAAUGACGAUCCACUAAAAUUUACUUUUGUAGGUACUUCCAUGAGUACAAAAGACAGGAAAAGCCUCAUAAGUUUUCUGCAGGAGAAUGCCGACCUAUUUGCAUGGACCUCCGCUGAUAUGCCGGGAAUAGAUCCGUCUGUUAUAACACACAAGUUGGCCCUAAAUCCAACAGCUCGGCCAAUCUCCCAGAAAAAAAGAAACCUCGGCACUGAAAAACGACAAGCAUCAAUCGCCGAGGUGCAAAAGCUCAUUAACGCCAACUUCAUCAGAGAAAUCAGAUUUACAACAUGGCUGGCCAAUGUGGUUAUGGUAAGAAAAAGUAAUGGUAAGUGGCGCAUGUGCGUCGAUUUUACUGAUUUAAAUAAAGCGUGCCCCAAGGAUGCUUACCCUCUGCCUUGUAUUGAUACCCUGGUUGACAACUCUUGUGGCUACGGUACUUUAAGCUUUAUGGACGCAUAUUCUGGCUAUAACCAGAUUCUUAUGCACUCAAUAGACCAGGAAAAAACGGCUUUCAUAACUGAGAAUUGUAAUUACUGCUAUAAUGUUAUGCCUUUUGGUCUAAAGAAUGCAGGGGCAACAUAUCAACGGCUGAUGAAUAAGAUCUUCCAGCAUCAAAUAGGCCGAAACAUAGAGGUCUACGUUGAUGAUAUGGUAGCCAAAACAAAGCUCGGCGACUCCCAUAUCCAGGACCUAGCCGAAAUCUUCGGACAAAUCUGA
This is a messenger RNA of Arachis stenosperma, 1548 nucleotides long. RefSeq lists its product as uncharacterized. The transcript has a single exon. The record is from RefSeq and is a predicted model, not a curated record. NCBI's taxonomy places the organism in Eukaryota, Viridiplantae, Streptophyta, Magnoliopsida, Fabales, Fabaceae. Bases 1 to 1548 code for a protein of 515 amino acids.